GCACGCGGAUCGGUCUAAUCGUUUUUGCUUUUGCGAAUAAGGGUUUUUCUCGUUCGAAUCAGAUACAAAAAAGAAGAGAUGGUUUGGAAUUACCCAGAAAUUUCCAAGGAAGAUUUCAUGAAGCUUUUGAAAGGGUUUGUGGAUUUGCUCAUCCUUGCAUCUGGGUUUCAAUCUUCUGGUGUCCCCGCUCAUUGGGAUGCUGAAAAUUGCAGGAAAGCUCUUCAAUGGGGUCUCUUCUUCGAAAAUGUUAUAAGAAGCUUAACUGGUUCUGAUACAUUUGGGGAAUCUGUGAGAGAGCUUGACGAAGCUAUAUCCGAGAUGAAAUCUAACCCCUUGUUCCCAAAGGGUCUAGAGAAUCUAUCAUUAAAUACUCUCUCAAAGGGAAGAGAAUUUGUCUUAGAGCAUUUGGUUAAUAACUCAACGUUAAAGGAUAAACAACUCCAAGCUGUUCUGGUUGCAGCAGUGGAAUCAGGUGAAGGUGUUUCAGACAUAAUUGAUUGGAAACUCUGCGAGCGGCUAUCUGUUGUGUCGUGUGUAUCAGCACUUGAGACUGGCUUGAACAUCCUUUCUAAAAACAUUGAGCCGAAAGAGUCGCUUCAGAGAGAAGACAAGGAUACAACUUUGUUGGGCCGGAGACAACAGCCUAUUGAACUUCGGACAUGGAAUAUCUGGCAAUCGAAAGGUCUAUCUUAUUUUCUCAGUAAGAGAACCUUAAGAUUGGUUUCGGGUGCCAGCUUAAUAUUUUCUGCACCAAAGGCUCAGUGGACAGAAGUGUUAAGAAGGCUGCGGAUAUCAACUGAGAAGGGUGGUGAUAUAUUCAUCGAAAAGAUUGAGCUAUUGUUACUAGGAUGUGUAACAAGCAGAUGGACUCAUUUAAUCGAAGGUAUCACGUCAGUUUCUUACAAAUCUAUCACUUUGUCAGAACAAUACGAGGAGUUAUGUAAGCUGCUUCUUCAAAGAUCUAAAAGCUUAAGACAGAACGAAAUUGCUUUUAAUACAAGGGUUGAAGAGAUUCUUGAAUAUCUAACAGAAAUACUGGAGGCUCGGUCUCAUCACCUCUGGAAAUUGCCUUCUGCCCUUACUGCAGCUGCAAUUCCAUCAUGGUCGCCGCUGUUUGGUCUGUAUAUUGGCGAGAUAGAGAAACGUUUGAAAGUAGACCUCUCAACAACAAGAUGUUGUAGCUGCGAUAAAGGUCUAAACGAGCACAAGGACUGUGAGCUCGCAGAAAAAGUUUGGUGCUUGUACGUAUUCCAUAUUUUCGGCAGAUGAUGCCACCAAACAAUUUAAUGGUCAGAUCAUACAAGAAGAAGAUCAUCAGUAUCUUCGAGGUAAACAAGAAAGCACGUAGCGCGUGGGGUCUGGUUUUAACUUUUAGGCACAUAAUCUUUUGUCUUUUUGGUAUAUUCUUUUGUAUCAAACUAUCCCAAAAAAAAAAAUCGUCAUAGACGGUCUAUACAAACGG
Eutrema salsugineum is the source of this 1462-nucleotide messenger RNA. RefSeq lists its product as uncharacterized. Lineage: Eukaryota; Viridiplantae; Streptophyta; Magnoliopsida; Brassicales; Brassicaceae. The coding region runs from base 79 to 1269 and encodes 396 amino acids. The record is from RefSeq and is a predicted model, not a curated record. The transcript has 10 exons. Gene Ontology annotation, cellular component: Fanconi anaemia nuclear complex. Gene Ontology annotation, biological process: interstrand cross-link repair.